UUAUUUUAAUGCCAGUUAUUGCCGUAGCAGCAAGUGCGAAGUUGAUAAUGGAAUUCUUAGAGUGUUCUUACGAUAAAAAGGAGCGUGUGUGGAGCGGCGCAAAUCCGCCUUCAUUUUACGAUUUCAAUUGCUCCGCGGGAAAUAUUAUUUACAGAAAUUUGAAGAAUUUCCCAAGCAAAGUUUGUCAGGUUUCAGAUAUUGAUGGCCGCGAAUUAACCAAUCGAGAAUUGUUAACUUGGUCAACGCGUCUGGCCCUGUAUUUCAAGAAAAUCGGCUUACGGCAUAACGAUGUGAUUGGUAUUGUGGCGAAGAACAGCACCUAUACAAGCGCGGUGGCGGUUGGCUGCUUUAUGAACUGUACACCCUUCCAUGCAGUGAAUUCGGUUUUGGACAAAGAUACAAUUCAACAGAUCUUCAAAGUUACAGCACCGAAAAUAAUAUUUUGCGACGGUGAAGUUUACGAGAAAAUUCACGAAGCCACUCGGUCUCUGAAGCCAUUAUUCUAUACGUUGACCAACCAUACCGAAGGUGUAGCCAAAGUUGAAGACUUAUUGGAUCCCAUACCAAAUGAAAAUCUGUAUAAACCUGAGCCCUUGGUAUUGGGUGGUGAGCAGACAGUAGCGAUACUUUGUUCGUCGGGCACAACGGGUGUGCCCAAAUGUGUGUGCAUGUCGAAUUAUAUACUGAAUUGUGAGCAGAUAUUUGUAAACAGCGAAGAUAUCAUCUUCACGAACAGCUGCUUGGAUUGGAUGACUGGUUUAUACUUCACUUUCCUCUCUGCGAGUACAAGUUGUAAACGUGUAAUCACCAAUAAGCCCUUCACACCCGAAUACAUGACCGCGCUGGUGAAAAAGUACAAAAUUUCUUUCAUAUCAGCUGCCCCACGUCAUGUCUCCGCUUUGAUCGCCUGCCCAGCAGCUACUACAGAUAACUUCAGUUCCAUCCGCUCUUGCCUGGUUGGCGGAGGCUGCAUUAGUCUUACAACCUUACAAAAACUAAAAGGUUUAUUUAAGAACGGUAAAUUAAUUUUUGGUUACGGUAUGACAGAAACUAGCCACAUGGCGAUGAACCCUGACGACCAAUAUCCCACCAGUGUAGGAAAGCUCUUUUUCGGCGUUAAGAUGCGUAUUGUUGAUGAAGCGGGUAACAAUUUGCCACCAAAUGAAGUUGGUGAGGUAUAUAUAAACACUGGACAUGUCUGGAACGGAUACUACGGUAACCCAAUAGAGACGAAACGUUACCGAGAUUCGGAUGGUUGGUUCCAUACUGGGGAUAUGGGAUACUUUGAUGAAAAUAAUAUGUUGUAUAUAGUCGACCGUAAAAAGGACAUUAUUAAAUAUCAGGGUAUGCAAUACUGGCCAAGUGAGAUCGAGCAGGUGAUCAGUGAGCUGCCUGAAGUGGAGGAAGUAUGCGUAGUGGGUGUAUAUGACGAAAGGCACGGGGAUGCGGCUGGGGCGGUCGUGGUGCUUCGUCAAAGUGCCAAGCUUACGAAGGAGCAGGUGAAGGAUCAUGUGAGAAGACGUUUACCAUUGGAUCAUAAGCAACUGCAUGCUGGUGUGAUUUUCGUCGAUCGGCUGCCCCAGAAUGCUAAUGGCAAGACAUUAAAAAAGGAUGCGCAGGCCUUAUUCAAGAAUAAAUAACAUUGUUACUUAAGGAAAUAGUUAAUUUAAGUGAUAUACAUAUGUAAAAUGAACAAAUAUAUAAGUGCUAACACGUUCUA
Zeugodacus cucurbitae (melon fly) is the source of this 1720-nucleotide messenger RNA. RefSeq lists its product as uncharacterized. Gene Ontology annotation, biological process: long-chain fatty acid metabolic process; fatty-acyl-CoA biosynthetic process. The coding region runs from base 9 to 1640 and encodes 543 amino acids. Gene Ontology annotation, molecular function: long-chain fatty acid-CoA ligase activity. The transcript is spliced from 5 exons. NCBI's taxonomy places the organism in Eukaryota, Metazoa, Arthropoda, Insecta, Diptera, Tephritidae. The record is from RefSeq and is a predicted model, not a curated record.